ACGAGUGCGAGACAUAAAAGAAAUAAAUUAUAUACUACUACACAGUGCACAGAGAGAUCAGAUAAGGAAGAAGAAUUCAGAUUGGAAAGAAUGCCAAAGAGAACAACCCACACGUACUCAAGCGAGGACGCAGCACCAGAUGGACCUGACUCCGAUCUCUUCGUCUAUUACUGCAAGCACUGUGCCUCUCAUGUCCUCAUCACAGAUACCCAGUUGCAGAAAAUGCCCAAAAGGAAGACAGACAAAGCGUAUGUGUUGGACAAGACAAAGCAUCUUGCUAGGUUGAACAUCAAUGAUGCUGGAAAAGUUCUCUUGAAGCGGGGUGAAGGGAAAUUGGAGAAGCAAUUCCGUAUGAACUGUAUGGGUUGUGGGCUCUUUGUCUGCUACCGCUCAGAAGAAGAUUUGGAAGUUGCUUCUUUCAUCUAUGUUGUUGAUGGUGCCCUUAGCACAGUUGCUGCUGAAACAAACCCACAGGAUGCUCCUGUUCCACCUUGUAUAUCACAGUUAGAAGGAGGACUCGUUCAAGUUGCUAUAGAAGUUGAAGAUCGUGCCCAACGCUCAGCAAUCACAAGAGUGAAUGCUGAUGAUGUUCGUGUUACGGUAGCUGCACCUGCAGCCCGUGGGGAAGCAAAUAAUGAACUUUUGGAAUUCAUGGGCAAAGUGUUGGGUCUGAGAUUAAGCCAGAUGACUCUCCAACGAGGGUGGAAUAACAAAUCUAAACUCCUUGUGGUGGAAGAUUUGUCUGCUAGACAGGUAUAUGAAAAACUUCUGGAAGCUGUGCAACCUUGAAGCUCCUUUUGGAUGCAUAUUGGGUUUGAGUCUUGCAACAUUCUUUGUUGCAUGGGCAAGUUUUGAGCAUGUGUUGUAAUUCAACUAUACAACGUUGUUAUUCAGCUUCAUUCAGUUUUAAUGAUUUUCACUAUCCAUGUAGGCUUACGAUCAAAUUAAGUUUUUAUGUUUCUUUUUCCCAAA
This is a messenger RNA of Quercus robur (English oak), 972 nucleotides long. Its product is annotated as UPF0235 protein At5g63440. The record is from RefSeq and is a predicted model, not a curated record. The transcript has 7 exons. Lineage: Eukaryota; Viridiplantae; Streptophyta; Magnoliopsida; Fagales; Fagaceae. Bases 91 to 789 code for a protein of 232 amino acids.